This is a messenger RNA of Dimorphilus gyrociliatus, 3202 nucleotides long. The record is from the annotation of a GenBank genome assembly. NCBI's taxonomy places the organism in Eukaryota, Metazoa, Annelida, Polychaeta, Dinophilidae.
AAUUGACGCUUACUUUCCGAAGCGCGUUGUAGUAAUUAUGAUGAACAGUGCUGCCCGUGUUUUUUCUAAUAAAUUUCACAGCCUUCUCUUAAAAUGUCUUCAGAGAAACUGUGCAUCGGUCGCGGGAUUUCCCUCUUUUGUGAAAGUUGUCGAAGUAGGACCAAGAGAUGGCUUACAAAAUGAGAAAGAAAUUAUUCCAACUGAAGUUAAAGUUGAAUUCAUAAACAAACUAUCAUCAAGUGGACUGUCAGUGAUUGAAUGUACAAGUUUUGUUUCACCUAAAUGGGUACCCCAAAUGGCUGAUCACAAUGAUGUUAUGAAGAAAAUAUCUAGGAAUAAGUCUGUUAAAUAUACUGUUCUUACACCAAAUAAACAAGGAUAUAUUUCAGCUAAAGCUGUAAAUUCGGAUGAAGUUGCUGUAUUUGGAACGGCAUCAGAAUCCUUUAGUAGAAAGAAUAUUAAUUGUUCAAUAGACGAAUCUUUGAAAAGGUUCACAGAUGUUGUAGAUUCGGCUAAAUCUGAUAAUAUACCGGUGAGGGGAUAUGUGUCUUGCGUUGUUGGUUGUCCAUACGAGGGUUUCAUUGAACCAGUUAAAGUUGCUGAAGUUGCUGAAAAAAUGUUCCAGAUGGGAUGUUACGAAAUAUCUCUUGGUGACACUACUGGAAUUGGAACACCGCAAAGAUUCAAAGACAUGUUGAAAGCUGUUAGCCAAAGAGUACCUAUUGAAAGACUAGCAGUUCAUUGCCAUGAUACAUACGGGCAAGCUAUCGCUAAUAUUUUUGCUGCCCUGCAGAUGGGUGUUAGCGUGGUUGAUAGUUCAGUUUCCGGUUUAGGAGGAUGCCCGUACGCAAAAGGUGCCAGCGGAAAUGUAUCGACUGAAGAUGUUAUCUAUCUAUUGAAUGGCUUAGGCCUAAAACACUCGGAGGUAAAUGAAUUGUCAGAGGAAAGAUUAACAGAAUUUAAAGAAGCGUUUAUGCUAUUCGAUAAAGAUAAGGACGGAGUUGUUUCUAUGAAAGAGUUAGGUAGUGUUAUGAGAUUAUUAGGCCAAAAUCCAACAGAGGCCGAGCUUCAGGACAUGAUGAACGAAAUUGACGCAGACGGGAAUGGAGCUAUCGAUUUUGAAGAAUUUCUUGAAAUGCUCACAAAAAAAAUGACAGAAAGUAGCGAAGAAGAUGAAAUAAAAGAAGCUUUUAAAGUAUUUGAUAAAAAUUCUGAUGGUGUUAUAUCCUUUGACGAAUUACGUCACGUACUUAUAAAUUUAGGCGAAAAUAUUAAAGACGAUGACGUAGCCGAAAUAAUUAAGGCUGUCAUUACGUCCGAUGACGAUAUUAGUGAAGGUAUUCGCUAUGAAGAUUUCAGGCGGAUGGUCAAAUCUGGCGAUCAACAGUUACGAUGUACUGAAAAUUCAAAUUGCUCAUCCAUAUUUUUCUUUAAUAUUUCAUAUAAUAAUUUUGGUCGUGUACCCCCAUUAAAACCAUUUGACAAUAUCAUCAUUUUAUCUUUGGCUAAUUGUAGUAUUAAAAGAAUUGAUAGGAAUGUAACAUUCCCAAAUAAAUUAAGAAAACUAUAUCUUGAUCGUAAUCCUCUAUUGUCGUUAUCUUAUCAACCAUUUUUAAAGCUUGGACUAUUGCAAACAAUGACGUUGAGACAAGUUUUAUCGAUAACUGACAAGUUGGAAUAUAAACCAAGAAAAAGUUAUCAUAAAAUAUUGGAUGAUGUCACAAAGAUUUGCUUCGAGUUGUAUAGAAAUUUCAAAAAUUCCCCCGUUCAGUAUAAAUUACGGAUUGAUUUAAGAAUGAAUGGCUUAAAUGGAUUUUGGUCCUCAAUCCAUAAUUUAAUAGAUAGUACAAGAACGUCGAAAUUCGGAAUUGAAUUAAUGGUUGAUGAAACUUUUAGGUAUACAGCUAAACGCUGGAAUAAUACUGAUAAGAGUAUAAACUUCAUCUCGGAACAAUCAAGAAGAUGUCCUUCUAAUUCUAAAGUUCACUUGAAAAUUAAUUAUUACGAACCAGUUGAUGAGAACGCGGUUUUUAAAUGUAAAGCUACUGGCUGCUUAGCUACAGAUCCCGAAAUUUGGACGCAAAUUCAAGUUGAGAGUAAUAAAUACAUAAACAGGAUUGCUUGUAACUUUGAUCGUAAUAUAUCAAUGCUAAAGUCAGAUAGUCUAGAAAUCAUAAGGACAGCAUCGUCGUCAGCCUUAACGUCGAUUUUGGCUCAUAGUCCCAAUUAUGAGAAUGAUGGACAAACUUGUCCAAGAUCCACUACUGAUUGUUUUACUACAGCUGAGUACAUUUAUACCCUUUGCCAAUCAAGACAAUCUUGUUCUAUAGAGACAAAUGCUCAAAUGUCUGUUGCACUCCGUGAUUGUAAACCUAAGAUUACGUCUAGUAAUUAUUUGUAUAUUGAAUACGAUUGUGAGGAUGGUAAUUCUAAUGAGCAGGUUGGACUAUGCUCAAAUUCAUUAAACCAAUUAUCCAGCGGAGACUUAGUUGGUAACGAUUGGCCAAAUAAUACAAAAUCUGAGAAGCACUCUUGUUCCUGCAGUAUAUACCCGCCGUCUUCUUCAAAAGUAAAUCUCUUCUCUGUUCAUACUUCGUUAAAAGGUACUGUUGAAUGCGAAGAAGAGUUAAUAAUUAAAAGAGAUAAUCAAGAAGUGAUUAAAGCCUGCUCCGGAGCGGGCGGUGAUCCCUAUCAAAUAUUUAGCUCUUUCUUAAUGAGAAAUUCAUCAGGAGUCAUGACCGUUCAACUAACUAGAAAAUUUCAAGCGACUAUCGAUACUGGUCGUGUUUGGUUAGAGUUUUCCACUUCCGACAAUGAACGGGCAACAAUAUUAUGUGGAUCCGCUCAAUUUCCUACUACUGUGUCGGAACAUACUACUGAACCUAUCACGCAGAGUAGCGCUGCAAGUACAGCAUCAGAAAAAACAAGUCUUGGCACUCAUCUGGAAACGGGAACAAUUUUCUCGUCUACAUCAGAAGGUCUAGUGACUUCUGUGACGCAAACUUUGAUGUUUAUAAAUAGCUCAACUAUUGUAGCUGAAAAUGACGAGUUUCAAUUAAAGAAGGAAAAUAGUAGCUUAUCCAUAGGUGGAAUUCUUUCCGGUAUCCUUACAAUAUUGGGGUUUUGCCUAAUCUUGACCAUAAUGGCUUUUCUAGCAUAUUUAAAUGGUAGAAAUGUACUCAAAUAUAAUGAGAUGAAGUAA